CUGGGAUUGUGAAGUCGUACUAUUGGAUUGCCUGGUAACGCAAAAGUUCAACGGAUUAUUUUUGGAGGAGCUGGACGCUACUAUCGCAAUGUGUGCCGUCCAGUAGAUUCGCUCAACCACCGGCUCAUUCCUUCAAUGAACUGCUCCCGCACCUGGCUGCUGGGGCCGCAGAAAUCGGCGAUGAUUUGUUCUUUGAAGGUUUGGUUGACGGGCAUACCCAGGGGCGCUGCGCUGGACGGCCAGGUGGCGUCCACGGUCAUCCAGCCCGAUGGGGUUUCGACACGCAGG
This is a messenger RNA of Geodia barretti, 288 nucleotides long. The record is from the annotation of a GenBank genome assembly. NCBI's taxonomy places the organism in Eukaryota, Metazoa, Porifera, Demospongiae, Tetractinellida, Geodiidae.